AUGCAUAAAACUAGAUCCUGCGGAUGCAAAGGUUCAAGAUCUUGUUAUACGUGCGAAAACGAAUUCAAUAUAAUCAAAACAAACAACUUGAAUAUCCAAAAUGGCAAAUACAUCUACUGUUACAAGUGCAAUAAAGCUUGGCCGGGCUGGAAUGUGGAGGAUAAUCCACACGAGAAUCACGAAGGAGAACCGAUAGAAUACCCAGGAAUCUACAUAGACCCCGAUUUUUUAACAGAGGAAGAAGAACAGGGGCUAAUCGAAGCGCUCGAUUCGAUGCCCUGGGAUCUCUCUCAAAGCGGCAGAAGGAAGCAGAAUUUCGGCCCGAAAUGCAAUUUCAAAAAACGAAAGAUCAGUUUAGGCAACUUUAACGGUUUUCCGAUCAAUACAAAGUUCGUACAGGAUAAAUUCCGAUCGAUCGACAUGCUAAACGAUUAUGAAGUUAUCGAGCAAUGUUCUUUAGAGUACGCUCCGGAAAAAGGGGCCCACAUCGAUCCUCACAUCGACGACUGCUGGAUAUGGGGAGAAAGAAUAAUCACUGUGAAUUUACUUGCCGAUUCCGUACUUACCAUGACUUACAACGACAAGCCUAACAGAUACAAUUUGGACUGCGUAAAGAGUUAUCCUUCUGUACUAACUGAAAGGGGAAAAAUUAGCACAGAUAACAGCAAUUACCAUGUUAAGUGGUUGCAAGAAGGUGAAAUAUAUCCUAUUGUGAGGAUACCAAUGCCUAAAAGAUCCCUGCUGGUGAUAUACGGAGCUGCUAGAAAAGAAACGUAUCACAGUAGAUCCGCAACAAUAUCAAAUGAUUCUAAAAUCAAUGUAAAGAAAUGUGAUAUCCUUAAAUGUAAAUUUAAAACGUGCUAA
Molecule: messenger RNA, 864 nt
Organism: Phyllotreta striolata
Lineage: Eukaryota; Metazoa; Arthropoda; Insecta; Coleoptera; Chrysomelidae
Source: the annotation of a GenBank genome assembly